Myzus persicae (green peach aphid) is the source of this 3265-nucleotide messenger RNA. It is a transcript of the gene grnd, whose product is annotated as protein grindelwald. The record is from RefSeq and is a predicted model, not a curated record. Bases 340 to 1077 code for a protein of 245 amino acids. The transcript has 5 exons. NCBI's taxonomy places the organism in Eukaryota, Metazoa, Arthropoda, Insecta, Hemiptera, Aphididae.
UCGACUCGGGAAAAAGGUGAGUCACUCGGCCGCGUCGCGUGUGUGUAUACCUGCGCAGGUUGCCCGGUGAGCGGCGGCGGAACACCCGCUGCCGGUGGGGGAGUACCGAGUGUAGCGGCCGUGGUGUGUAUACACACGCGAAAACAUUCCUCUACAACUGCUACGCCGCUGUCGCUGCCGCUCGUAUCGCACGACGAUAUAAUAUUAAUAAUAAUAUUAUGGUUCGGCGGGCCUUUGGCGGGUUCCAUCCGACUACAGAUUACCUCCACGGCACCGCGGUUCCGCAGCCGCCGUCAUUGACCAGAGCAGCAGUAGGACGUUAGUAGGUAGUCAGUCGUCAUGGCGGGCUUGUCGCUUAGGAAGCCGUGUGGCGAGAAGGAGUGCCCCGAGUACCACAUGUGCCAGGCCCACGAUCUCCAGUGCUACCCGUGCCAUUCGUACUGCAACGAGACUUCGCACAACUUUGACAUCAAAAUAUGCCAACAACAGUGUCAAGAUUACAUACAUGACUACGUGAAGCAUUACGUCAAGGAUAGUAACAUCCAAGAUGUGCUACAAGAGUUGGAGACCCUGAAAUCGUUGAUAAUUUGGUUGACGUUGCUGGUGGUCGUAGCAAUCGUCCUAAUGUCCGUCAUGUUGGUGUUCAUAUGGAAACGCGAGAGGAAGAUACCGAAGCUCAAGAGCGGAGCGAAAGAUUCAUAUUUCAAAAAAAAAUUGGCUUUCUUAAAGUUCAGGAACAACACGGUUAACACGGUGAGUGAGACGGUGGACAACAAGCCGUGGACGGUGACGGCGGCGGCGACCACUAUGAUGGCCGCGCACACGACGGACGCCCCGAAGACGUCGUCGGCAAGCUCGUCGUCCGGCCACCGGACCAGCCGCACGACCGUCUCGUCGUCGUCCACGUCAUCGACCGACAAGCUGCCCUGCGAGGACGCCACGCUCGUGACGCAGGAGUUCACCGGCUACGACAACCUGGGGCUGUGCAAAGUGUCGCCCGUGCUGAGCAAACCGACGGCCACGAUGAAGAUGUACGGCGCGACCGACGUGGACCUGCUCCACCGGUACUCCCCCUAGCCGAGCCAGAGUUUCGGCCAACCGUAAGUCGCCGUGGCCGAUACGACGUGUCGGAUUGGGAUAUUAUGUGUUUGACGGGUGGCGGAUGCACACGAACGGAAAGACCGCCCGAAUGAUGGAGUGAGGCGGCCACCCGAAGGAACAAAACGCCGCUGAGUAUACUACCCAUAUCAAUAUUAUACCAGCCAAGGUGUGUAGACAAUAUUAUCUAUUAUAAUGUUAUUAUAGGUAUUAUAGAUUAUAUUAAUAUAGAUGAUAUUAUAAAUAAUACUAUAAAGUCUAUAUUAGAUAUUAUUAUCUACCAUCUUUGACUUCCGGCUAACUAGUUGUUGCGUGUUGUUUUACACCGUGUCUCCCGUAAACACGACGAAUACGACGAGUGCGAACGAUUUCUAUUCUGACCAUUCGGUUCGAAAUGCGAUGAAAUACAAGCCGUUUGGUUCUCAUUCGUUGUGUUUACGCGUGCAGGAUACGGCAUCAAUCCGCAUUACACGUACGAUAUUUCGGUGUACGGUUCCACGGAAACUGAUCUGAGAAACGUGACUUAUAUAUUGUACUUGAUAAUAUUUAGAGAUUUAUUUUGAUUUUGCUCACAUAAAUGCAUUUUUUUUAGAGAUAGAGAGAGAGAGAAAUGUAGCGUUUAGACCUUUGUGAGUGAUAUGUUUAGUAGUUUGAAAGAUUCCGAAAACCGUUCCGAGAACGUUAUAGAGGUAGUCUAGUUGGAUAAUGUCAAUUUUGAAAAUCUCGUUGUAUAUACAAUAUUUUUAUCUCGAUAUAAAGUGUUGGGAAAAUCAUCUCACACAUUAUAUAUAUAACGCGUUAAUUGUAGUUUUUCAUUUUUUUGUGUUUAAUAUUCGUUCAACUGUUAUAUUAUUAUGUUUUUUAAACGAACUGCGCACAGUAUUAUCGACGACGCGCGUAUCGCGGUCCAAGUACUUAAAUCUCGUUCUCGUUAUUGUUAUUGUUUUUUCCUUUCUUUAAUAAUGUAGGAGGUAGAUAUAAGUAUUUUAUUUUGUAACCAUUAUAUACAUUCUAUUAUAUGACUUUGUUGUAGAUAGUUAUGAGUAAGGGUAAUCGGUAGUGUUUUAUGUAUAUGUACAUAUUAUGUACGAGUUAAGAGCGUGGUAUACGCGAUUAGUGUAUAAGUUAGAUUUAGCGAGCUAUGAAGAGGAUGAAAUAAACCUUUGAUCAGUGAACCCCGUCCAAUAAACUUUAACAGUUUUUAGAUAAUUUUACGCCGCUCUCGUCCAUGUCUAUACAUGCGUAUAGACACGCUGUCGGCGUAAAGUUGUAGGUUGUCGUCAAACGCCGUUCGUUUGACAUUGUACAUAAAUAUCAUAUUCUUAAAACCUUUUUUUUAUAUUAUUGUAUAAAAUGUUUUUUGUUUAUUAUAUAAAUUUUUUUUUUACAUAUUUUAUAAAAUAAUACCUAUAUUUCGUGUUGUACAGUAUAGAAUAUAAUGCCUAAGGCAUACUCAUGUUAUAGAACGUUUAAUUGUUGUUUAGACUUUGUGAGAUUUUGAAUAUAAUAUAUACGUAAAAGUUUAGAUUCCACAACACAAAUAACGCACAUUAUUGAAAUGUAAUUAGAUAGGUAUAUUAAAUAUUAAUUAAAAUUUAUAACAUUACCUGUAUUAGUAUUACAAUACAUAUUUUAGUAGGUACCUAGUUAAGUUAGUAUUUUAUGGUAGACACAUCAUAUAAACCUACAUAGGUACUACUUUAUAAUAUAACCGAGACAAUCAUAUCAUAUUACUUAAGUAGGUAUAUUAUUAUUAUUAGGAGUGGAUAUUAUAUUAUUAUCAGUACGCCGUCGUCGUACCUAGAUACCUAUAUUAAAUAGGUACUAUAUUACCACAUAUUUGAAUAAUGUUAGAUUGUAGAAACAAAUUUUAUUACAAUGUAUUAAUAUAUAUAUAUAUUAGUGUUUAUAAAAGAUAGGCCCAAUAUAUUAUAAAAUAUUUGUAACGUCGUUGUGGAUUUACAACUGUUUAUGAUUAUCAUGAAAAGUGUAUCGAAAAGCAAUAAUUAGAUGUAAGCAUAUUCUGUAGGCACCUAUACGUGUUACGUAUUUUUUGUAAUUUUUUUUUUAUAACGGCACCCCAGUCAAAGGCUCGGUGUCUAUUUGUAUUUUUUACAUGUCAUAUUAUUUAUAAAUGAAUAUAAAUAUAUAUAAUAUUCAAAUAAUA